AUGGCUUCUAUUUUCCUUGGUGACAGACUCUACAUUGGAGGAGUUAUAGGUGCGGUGGUCAUAGUUGCGGGUCUCUAUUGUGUAUUGUGGGCAAAAAGCAAGGAGACCAAAAGCAACAGUGACCUGCUUUCUGAAAGAAGCUUGGCACAGAAUCUCCUUCAUGAAGAAAGUUACACUAUGAUCGAAGAUCUAUAA
Miscanthus lutarioriparius is the source of this 195-nucleotide messenger RNA. NCBI's taxonomy places the organism in Eukaryota, Viridiplantae, Streptophyta, Magnoliopsida, Poales, Poaceae. The record is from the annotation of a GenBank genome assembly.